AUGAACGCCGGCAUCCAGAACGAAGAAUCGCGACGGCCGUCGUCAGGCUCCAUGCGGCGGGAUGUGGAACGAGCACGUCGACGAUCUAGUAUCCGCAUGAAUCUGAAUCUGAAUGACCCUACUCUACCAGCUCCAGGCGAGCUGCAAAGGAGCCCUUCCACGCGAACUAGGAACCCGAACCCUUGGCCAGCGAGUCCACAUCACGAGAGGGCGCCAUCUCUAGGAGAGUUGCACCAAGAGUUGGAGUAUGAGCAGGAGGGUCAAGUGAACCGCCUCCUGAACAUGAUCCGCCAACAACAAGCUCAAAUCGACUCUCUUCAGAACACCCACCGAACCACCUCCGCCGUUGUCGACGACAGCACGCCCACGUCUGAACGUUCACUUUCACUGCCUCAAUCUACUCAACCAUCCCAACCAAACAUUUCGCAAAUGCCCGGCAAUAUAAACCAGCCGCGCUCUCGGUCUCCUCUAGGCACCGGCACGUAUAACAAUCUCAGCCGCCACUCUUCCAUGGCAGAUAGAUCCCGGGGCAGCAGUCAUACUGGCUCACCAGCACUGCGACCCAUCUCUGGAGGGCCACAUGACAGCAAUGAGUGGCUGCCUGGAUCCGCUACCGGCACUGCUAGAGAUGAAAGCGCCUUCUACCAAGCAGAGACGCAGAUGUUGACACGGGAAAAUCAAAUGCUCAAGCUGAGGAUACGCGAGCUGGAACGUCAACUCUCUGAACUGAACCCCACAAGCCCAAUCACACAUUCUCCAGUAACCGCAUCACUUCUCCACAGCAGUCCGCCUCUCAGUCGGCGAGGCACUCACGUCAACUCUGAAACCACCGAGUUCCCCCCCGGGAAUCUGGGAUAA
Messenger RNA from Lindgomyces ingoldianus, 858 nucleotides. RefSeq lists its product as uncharacterized. The transcript has 3 exons. The record is from RefSeq and is a predicted model, not a curated record. Lineage: Eukaryota; Fungi; Ascomycota; Dothideomycetes; Pleosporales; Lindgomycetaceae. The coding region runs from base 1 to 858 and encodes 285 amino acids.